CGCCAUGGCGGGUCGCGGCCUCGGCUCCUGCGAGCACUUGGAGCGGCUGCACGAAAUCUUCCGCGGCCUCCGUCAGGAGCUGCAGGGCGCCCCGGAGAGGCUGCGCGGGAGCUUGGCGGCCGAGGAGAAGAAAAAACUGCUUCGAGAAUUUGAAGAAAAACAAAAAGACGCAAAUGAAACGCUGCGGGAAAUGGAAGAAGAACUGAAAUUUGCUCCGGUGUCCUUCCAAAAUCAAAUGAUGAUAAAAAUUCGUACUUAUAGAAGAGACCUUGCCAUGUUCCAGAGGAAAAUGAAAAGUACAGAUUUGGGAGUUGUACCGGUAGUACCUGGAGAUAAAAAAUAUGGUAUCUUUUCUGAAGAAAAUCAACAAAGUACUCAAGUACAGUCUCAGAGGGUGCUGCUGCUUCAGGGAACAGAAAGCCUGAACCGAGCUAGUCAAAGCAUAGAGCGUUCACAUCAGAUUGCUGCAGAGACGGAUCAAAUUGGUACCGAUAUCAUUGAAGAACUUGGGGAUCAACGGGAACAACUGGAACGCACCAAAAGCCGUCUAGUAAACACAAAUGAGAACUUAAGCAAAAGCCGGAAGAUUUUACGUUCCAUGUCAAGAAGACUCAUGACAAACAAACUGCUUCUCUCGGUCAUCAUAAUUCUGGAAGUAGCCAUCCUGGCAGGCAUUGUCUACUACAAGUUCUUUCGCUGAGCUUUCGAGACAGCUCUCUGCCUUUAUGUCUCCCAUCAUCUCAAGGACUAUAUACAGACAUUGCCAAGCAGCAGCUCUUUGACAGAGGCUGGAAAAGGUAGAUUAU
Molecule: messenger RNA, 806 nt
Organism: Euleptes europaea (tarantolino)
Lineage: Eukaryota; Metazoa; Chordata; Lepidosauria; Squamata; Sphaerodactylidae
Gene: VTI1B
Product: vesicle transport through interaction with t-SNAREs 1B
Exons: 6
Coding region: 5-700 (231 amino acids)
Biological process (GO): regulation of protein localization to plasma membrane; retrograde transport, endosome to Golgi; Golgi to vacuole transport
Cellular component (GO): late endosome membrane; Golgi apparatus; ER to Golgi transport vesicle membrane
Molecular function (GO): SNARE binding; SNAP receptor activity
Source: RefSeq, a predicted model, not a curated record